Capsaspora owczarzaki ATCC 30864 is the source of this 3177-nucleotide messenger RNA. RefSeq names its product ABC transporter CER5. Gene Ontology annotation, molecular function: ATP hydrolysis activity; ATP binding; ABC-type transporter activity. The coding region runs from base 1 to 3177 and encodes 1058 amino acids. The transcript is spliced from 2 exons. Lineage: Eukaryota; Filasterea; Ministeriida; Capsasporidae. The record is from RefSeq and is a predicted model, not a curated record.
AUGCUCAACGGUGCGAACGCGGCUGCCCCUCCGUGCAACACAACGCUGCUCGACAACCUCAACCUCGCCAACCUCGCUGCAAGGGACUGCCUCGCAACCGCAGCAAAUGCAUCGGCGACAGGCAGCGCUGCACUGUGCGCGCCGCUCGCUCCAGGGCCGUACUGCGCGUGCUCCCGUUGCCAGACAGACUUUGACCAGCUCUUCACGGCGUACCAGGCAGUCCACACGAGCACCAAUGCGCGCGAGUAUCCAGUCAACGCACCGUUGUGCGCACCGCAGACUGGAUCCGCGCUCGCGGCCAUCCCCGCCGCAGGUCAGGCAACGCUCGACCUGUGCUUGAACGCAAUCGAGGCCAGCUGCACCACGACGCCCGAUCUGCCGUACUGCCAGAACUGCCUCAACGGUGUCUGCUACGCCUCAUCCACAAACACGUCAGCCAGUCCAGACGGUUUCAUCUCGCUGUUUGAUGUCAUGUGCAACCCGACGGGGCCGUUCGCCGCCCAGAUGGUCGACGGGCUGGCAGGCUCGCUCAACCAGCCCUACUCUGUCGAUUUGUGGAGCAUCGAGUACAACUCUGUUUCGCACGUCUACACCACCUCCGAUCCAGUCAACCUGAUUUCGUCGUAUCCUGCGUGGAGCAAGCCGCCUGUCGUUUUCAGCCACACCAACUGCACACCCAACCCUUCUGUCGUCCAGCAUGUCGGCAGCACCGCCAUCUGCAAACCGGGCCUCAGCUGCCAGACAUACGAUGGCCACAUCUCCUCGAUCGUCUUUUGCCCGUCCGGCCACUUUUGUCCCGACCCGAUGCAGCCACCCCAAGAGUGCCCGGCGGGUUACUUUUGCCCCGAGGCCAUCGUCUCGCCCAUCAAGUGCGGCCCGCUCGAUCAGUGCCCGAAGGGCGCCAAAAAUCACAUUCCUGUGAUUGGCCUGCUGGUGCUGGGCAUUCUGACUCCCGUGUUUGUUGCGUUGCACUUUAUCCUGCGCGCGCUCGAGCGCCGGCGCUACCGCCAGUAUGCUCGCGACCUCCACUCGACCAGCAAAGACCGCCGCGGUGCGCUCGUCCUUGCUCCGCUCCCUUCGCGCAUGGACAUUACCUUCUCCGACAUCAAGGUCGUCAUCCGCAAGGCCUCUGCCGGCUCCAGAUUGAGCAAGCUGAUGCAGCAAAUCCGCCAGACAGACCAAGCAGUCACUGCCGGCAAGACAAUCAUGAACAACGUCUCUGGCGCCUUCCGGGCCAAUCGCGUCACGGCCAUCAUGGGAGGCUCGGGCGCGGGCAAGUCCACCCUCAUCAAUGCAGUCAUGGGCAAAAUCAAGCGCGCUGGUGGCCAGGUCUGCAUCAACGGCGUCGAGGCCGAGCCUUCGCGCUACCGCAACAUUACCGGCUACACACCUCAGGAGGACGUCAUGCUGACCAUGCUCACGGUGGGCGAGAUUCUCACCCACUCGGCCCGCCUUCGUCUGCCGCGCGAAUGGACGAACGCGCAAAUCAACCAACACAUUGACGCCGUCAUUAGCAUUUUGGGCCUCGCCGAGGUCCGCAACUCGCGCAUCGGCGAUGAAGUCAAGCGCGGAGUGUCGGGUGGUCAGCGCAAGCGUGUCAACAUUGCCAUGGAACUGGUUGCCAACCCGUCGCUGCUCGUGUUGGACGAGCCCACCACCGGCCUGGACGCGACCAGCGCUUGGGAAGUCGUCAAGUGCUUGAAGGCCAUUGCCAACGCCGGCCGCACGGUGGUUGCCGUCAUCCACCAGCCUCGUUUCGAGGUCUUUGCUCUCUUUGAUGAUCUGCUGAUGCUGAGCAAGGGCGGAUUUACUGCCUACAACGGACCCACGUCCGAGAUUGCCGGCUACUUUGGCUCGAUCGGCUUCCCAGUCCCGGCCACGGGCAAUCCCGCCGACUUUUACUUGGACGUGCUCGCUGGCAAGAUUCCGCGCCAGGGCGACCCCGCCUUCCACCCAACUCACAUGGCCGAACUGUGGAAGCAGAACGGCGGCAUGCUCGAGCGGCUGUCGGCAAACCUGGCCGACUCUGCCCAGCACCAGCUGGAGAUUGCCUCGACCGAUGCGGCCUUGGACCAGGUGGACACGCUUGUGGUCGAGAUGCAUCGAAAUGCAAGUGCUGCUGGAUUGUCUGUUGUGCCGAGCGAUGCAACUCCUUCCGCCACCACCACCAGCACCACCACCACCACCAGCACCCCAAGCAGCAAUGCCCUUGUCCCUGCGCCAACCCAAAACCACGCGUCUCAAGCGACAAGCCAGAAGAGCAUGCCUGAAAAGCGCGUUUCCCCUUCGGCCCUCACGCAGUUCUGGGUCUUUUUCGGUCGAGCUCUGCUUCAGCGUUUCCGAACACCAGCCGGAACCAUCUUGUUUGUUGGCAUUCACAUUCUCUCCGCCGCGGCUUUGGGCGCUGGCUUUAUGCAGGGCACACGCUUGUACCUUCCGCCCCUGCCCGACUUUGUCUCUGAGUUUUGCCCUCCCGCCAUCCAGCACUAUUGCCGCGCAUUCCCAAUCUUCAACCUGGGUUUGUUCUCGUCAUCCUUCUUCUUGUCUGUCGCCCUCGGCAGCUCGUCCAUCAUUAUCGCCGUGUUCAAUUUCGGCGACGAGCGUGCCGUCUGCUGGCGUGAAGCCAGCUGGGGCACCAACCGAGCGGCAUACACGGUCGCAAAGUAUCUCGCCGAACUGCCCUGGAUGUUUGCCGCGUCGUUUGCGUUUGCUUCGGUGCUGUCGCCCAUGCUGCGACCCAUCACGAGCUUUGGUGAUUUGCUCGUCAUUAUUUUCAUGACGCAGUUCGCCGCAUUUGGGCUCGGCUACAUUAUCUCGAUUAUUGUUUCUCGCGAGUCCUCCAUGGUUGUUGGCACGGUCGCGGUCUUUGCCUUCUCCGUGUGCUCGGGCUUGUCUCCCCGACUGGCGCAGAUUCGUGACUCGUACAGCGUCGCGCGCAUCAUCUGGGACGUGUCCUUCCCCCGAUAUGCUGCGGAGGCACUCUACAUUUCCGAGGCCAAGGCCUACACGGACGAAGAGUCCAUCUUCCGCGCCCCCGUGUUGCGUUCCCUGGAUUUCCUCGGAUACCGUGUGGACAAUGUUCCGUUCGAUCUCGGCAUGCUCUGUGUGCUUGGAGUUGGCUUCCGGCUCAUCGCCUAUCUGCUGCUGGUGUUUUGGAAUCGUCGCAAGCAGCAGUGA